ACUAAAGCUGUUUCAGAGUCAAUGACCUCAUCACUUCUGAAUUCGGACGUUUCGCGUCUAUUAGGCAAACUGAGAAUUCGUGAAAUGUUGUUGACAAGUGAAGUUAACGCUACACCUACAUAUUCACCCCCCAAGACCCGGGAUCCUCCGCCAACAAUCGUAAGAGAUGGAAAGAAAGCGCAUAGCCAUAGUCGGAAGUGGUAUCUCUGGUCUUUCCGCCCUCUGGUCCUUGCGCGAUUCAGAUCACGAAGUUCAUCUUUAUGAAAAAGAUGCCCGGCUGGGCGGCCACACGAACACGGCCACAUGGACAUAUAAUGGCAAAUCCACGCCUGUAGAUACAGGCUUCAUCGUGAUGAACACCGCGACCUAUCCAAACUUCAUCGCGUUCCUAAAAGCCAUCAAUGUCAAAACCAUGGCUUCUUCAAUGACCUUUGGCAUCUCGAGGGACGCCGGAGCUUUCGAGUGGUCGGGAACAUCACUCGGGGCGCUCUUCGCCCAGCCCUUCAACGCCUUACGUCCUUCUUUCUGGCGCAUGAUCUUCGACAUCGUCCGCUUCAACCUCUUCUCCUUGGAUCUCCUCUCCUCACCAGUAAAGCCUUCGUCAGAUCUGACUAUUGGUCAGUAUCUGGAGAAAGAAGGCUAUUCGGAUGCAUUUCGAGAUGACUAUCUCAUCCCCAUGACGGCAUGCGUGUGGUCCACUGGACCCGACAAGUGCGCUUUGGAGUUUCCCGCCUUAACGUUGGUGAGGUUCAUGUGGAAUCAUCACUUGCUUAGUACUGUUGCAGAGAGACCACCUUGGUUGACCAUUGAAGGUGGAUCUCAAAGGUACAUUGACGCUCUGAUGGCACAAUGUAACAACGCCGUAGUCCACAUGAGCACGCCAGUAAAAGCCCUGAAGAGACGGAACGGCAAAGUCGAGCUCUCAUUCGACAGUACGGAAGGCGCAGCGAAGACCAAAAUAUUUGAUGAAGUUGUGUUGGCUUGCCAUGGUGACCAAGCAAGAACCAUCCUAGGCACCGAAGCAACUCACGACGAAAAGGAAGUCCUAAGCGCCUUCGAGACAUCCCCGAACAAAGCAUACCUCCACUCAGACCUUUCGUUGAUGCCUAUCCGCAAAGAAGCCUGGUCAUCCUGGAACUACAUCACAACCUCUCAACCCCCAUCCGCCCCAACACCAGACCCCACCUCCGGCACCCUCCAAAACGUCUGUCUGACCUACAACAUGAACAUUCUCCAAUCCCUCCCUACAUCUGCCUUCGGCGACAUCCUCGUCACUCUAAACCCUCCCAGCCCACCUUCCCCCGCCCUCACUCAAGCAUCGUAUGAGUACCGCCACCCCCUCUAUAAUGCCCGCAUGGUCGCCGCUCAAGAGGAUCUUGAAACUAUUCAGGGCAAGCGCGGGAUCUGGUAUGCAGGUGCCUGGACGGGGUACGGAUUCCAUGAAGAUGGGUUUUCGAGCGGGAUGCGUGUCGGGCUAAGGCUUGGUGGCAGUGUGCCGUGGGAGGCGCAGGAUGCGAAGUUUAUUCGCGGGACGGCGCCAACAUUGGCUUGGGCGGAUUGGGUCGCGAGGACUGUUGUUGGGGUUUUGCAGGUAUUUGUUGGCGGGUUUGAGGAAGUCGUUGGCGUAGGGAGGAGACGGAGGAGCGCGAAUGCGAAGGUCUGGGAGAAUGGCAACGGACAUGGUGUGGCGAAUGGCAAGGCAAAGGCGGCGUAA
Molecule: messenger RNA, 1714 nt
Organism: Periconia digitata
Lineage: Eukaryota; Fungi; Ascomycota; Dothideomycetes; Pleosporales; Periconiaceae
Source: the annotation of a GenBank genome assembly